Osmerus eperlanus (European smelt) is the source of this 1078-nucleotide messenger RNA. RefSeq names its product protein B4. Gene Ontology annotation, molecular function: DNA binding. Gene Ontology annotation, biological process: nucleosome assembly. The record is from RefSeq and is a predicted model, not a curated record. Lineage: Eukaryota; Metazoa; Chordata; Actinopteri; Osmeriformes; Osmeridae. The transcript is spliced from 7 exons. Gene Ontology annotation, cellular component: nucleosome. Bases 99 to 998 code for a protein of 299 amino acids.
AGGAUUUUCUCUGGCAAGCAACAGAAUUCAGGGGCAAAUAUUUUAAAGUUGAACAAAAUCUGAAUUCUAAUCAUAAUUUAUUUUGAGAAAAGUAGGCUAUGCCUCCUAAAAGAGCUGCAGCCACUUCUGAGCAAGGUAUGUCUGACGAUCUCAAGAAGUAUGCAGCUCAUCCCCCAACAAUGGUGAUGGUAAAAGAAGCCAUUGCCGAGCUUAAUUCAAGAAAGGGGUCUUCUACACAGGCAAUACGUAAUUAUGUAACGGAAAAGUAUCCGUCAAUUGAUUCGGUAAGGUUAAAGUAUCUGGUUCGCCAGGCAGUAGUGAAAGGAGUUGAGAGGGGUGAGUUCGUGAGACCAGCGAAGUCUACUUUCAGUGGGGCGCAAGGAACUUUCCGUCUUGCAGUCAAGAGAAAAGCCAAAGGGCCUAAAACCGCAUCUGAGAACAGCGAUCCCAAUGUCGAAAUGGCUGCCGAACCUGGAGCUAAGAAAACAAAGACUAAAAAGAUAAAAGAUGCUGAGGAAGAACCAGUACAAAAGCGAAAGGAUCCAAAACCGAAGGCGGCUUCGAAAGUGGCACCUGAGGCUUCUGGGGACAAGUCUGAUGGCGAGGAGGAGCCCAAGCGCAAGACCUCCUCCAAAGUUGCAAAGGGCACCAAGAAAGAACCUGUAAAAAAGGAAAAGCUCCCCACUGAGGAUUCAAAAUCGAAGAAGGCCCCCAAGGCCGGUGCAGCUGCCUCCAAAGUCGUUCCUGCCAAGAGGCCCAAGGCCAAGAGGUCUGCAGAGGGUGAGGUGGGGACAGAGCAGCAGAAAAAACCCAGGGUGCCGAGGGCCUCCAAAGCUGCCAAGGACAAGGGGGCAGAACCAAAGGAAGCUGCCAAGGUGGCAGAACCGAAGGUUGCGAAGGUGGCAGAACCGAAGGUGGCCAAGAAACCUGAGGUUGAGGAAGAAGCUGCCUCCACACAAGCUGCCCCUGGGAGACGAGGAAAAGGAGUGAAAAAUUGACCCCCCCCCCCCCCCAACAAAAAAUAUAUAUUUGUUUUUAGUAAUGCACUUUUUCAAUAAAGAUGACUUGUUUUAAGUUA